Messenger RNA from Mytilus trossulus (common blue mussel), 516 nucleotides. RefSeq lists its product as uncharacterized. The transcript has 3 exons. The coding region runs from base 16 to 516 and encodes 166 amino acids. The record is from RefSeq and is a predicted model, not a curated record. NCBI's taxonomy places the organism in Eukaryota, Metazoa, Mollusca, Bivalvia, Mytilida, Mytilidae.
AAUAUUAGGGCAUACAUGUUCAGUACUGGAACUGGUCAAAGAACAGAUUUUCCUUCAGCAUUACUUACAACAGACGGUUAUCGUGGAGCGACUGUUGUCGAGGACUUUGGAUAUCGAGCUAUUGAACGGUUUAAAGGGAUUGCAGAUGACAACACUAAGUACGGUUUCUUCGAAAAUAUCAUCGAAGCUCUAUAUACCAGUGAGAAUUUUGAUGAUGAAACUUUACUUAAAGACUCGAGAGGGAGAAAGCACAAAUCAAUUGAUAUCGUUGUAGUAUUCUUGAAGUCACUUUGUGAUUAUAGUAUCAAGAACCUGCAAACGUGUAGUGACAUAAUAAACGUAAACGACUCAUAUUGGGUGCUGAUGAUUCCAUCAGUAAGGGCUGGUAGCAGAGCUGUUGAUUUUUUUAGGAAGGCAUGGCAUAAGGACAAAUACACAAAGAAUGUGGCAUGGAUCAGUUCCACUGAAACAGACAAACUUACUCACAACCGUAAAAAAUCAGUUGGAAAUGCUUAA